AUGUCUUCAGACCCUUGCCUGGGAGCUUCAUGUUGUCAGCAAGAAAGUUUUGCCUUUGGCAGAAACACUUACAGUCGUGAUUCCUCUCCGGCCAUCCAAGAGGAUCCGUUUAGUUUGGAUAUAUCUAGUUUGAGUGUAAAUUAUGACACUGAUGGUGGAGAUGAGAGUAUCAGUUCUUUUCCUCUACAAGAUGAUAUAAGAUUUGUUGGGAAAGCGAGUAGAUCAUCAUUUAAACAAAAUUAUGGAUUUAAACAGAUUGACCUGGGUUGUCGUCUUAGGUCGGAUAUUACAGCAGAGGUUGAUAAACUGCCCCCGGAGUUAGAGGAGGAACUAGCUGGGGUGGAAACAUCGCUGCUGAGUGUGCCCAGCAAAUGUGCAGAGCAGGCAGAGGAAUUCGUCAAGAAGGUCUGGGCUGCGGGAUGGAAUGUAGCUCACCACCACACGUUGCCAGAUUGGCUCAAAGAUAACGAUUUCUUGCUUCGAGGUCAUCGAGUUCCAACCAAUUCCUUUCUGGCAUGUUUUAAAUCAAUAUUCAGGAUACACACUGAGACAGGAAAUAUCUGGACACAUUUACUGGGUAUGAUAGCCUUCCUUGGCAUAGCUGCCUACUUUCUGUCACGGCCCUCAAUCGAGAUUCAGUGGCAGGAGAAAGCUGUGUUUUCUGCAUUCUUCACUGGAGCCAUUCUCUGUUUAUGUUUCUCCUGGAUUUUCCAUACCGUUUACUGCCACAGUGAGCGGGUGGGCAGGUUCUUCAACAAGUUGGAUUACUGUGGUAUUGCUCUGCUUACCAUCGGCUCCUUUGUUCCGUGGCUCUACUACAGCUUCUACUGUCGUCUAGAACCCAAGGUCACAUACCUGGCACUGAUAUUUUUUCUGGGUACAAUCUGCAUCGUGGUGUCCAUGUGGGACAAAUUUUCACAGCCUCAGUACAGACCUCUAAGGGCAGGUGUGUUUGUGGCGCUGGGACUGAGUGGGGUGAUCCCUGCCAUGCACUAUGUGAUCACAGAUGGCUUCUGGCACGCCAUCAACUUUGCUGCCCUGGGCUGGCUGCUUCUCAUGGCCUUGCUGUAUAUUGUGGGUGCUGUCAUCUAUGCUGCCAGAAUCCCUGAGAGGAUCUUUCCUGGCAAAUUUGACAUCUGGUUUCAGAGUCACCAGAUUUUCCACGUAUUUGUUCUAGCUGCAGCAUUUGUCCACUACCACGGUAUUUCGGAGAUUGCCAACUACCGUCUGACACUGGGAGACUGUAUAGCCAGGGAAUUUUGA
Messenger RNA from Candidula unifasciata, 1263 nucleotides. The record is from the annotation of a GenBank genome assembly. NCBI's taxonomy places the organism in Eukaryota, Metazoa, Mollusca, Gastropoda, Stylommatophora, Geomitridae.